UAAUGAAUUCGAUCGUUGUGGUCGGACUCUAUUAUGGAUUUAUGAGCACGUUCUCCAUAGGGCCCUCUUAUCUCUUCCUUCUUCGAGCUCGGAUUAUGCAAGAAGUGACCGAGAAGAAACUAUCAGCAACAGCUGGGUUUAUUACGGGACAGCUCAUCAUGUUCAUAUCGAUCUAUUAUGCGCCUUUGCAUCUAGCAUUGGGUAGACCUCAUAUAAUAACUGUCAUACCUCUACCCUAUCUUUUAUUUCAUUUCUUCGGCAAUAAUAAAAAAAACUUUUUGAAUUAUGGGGACAAGAAAAAGAAUUCAAUACGUAAAUUUAGCAUUCAAAGAAUAUUCUUUUCUAAUCUUAUUUUUCAGUUAUUUAACCCCCUUGUCUUACCAAGUUCCAUAUUAGUCAGAUUAGUAAACAUCUAUAUGUUUAGAUGCAAUAAUAAAUUGUUGUUUUUAACUAGUUUUGGAGGUUGGUUAAUUGGUCACAUUUUUUUCAUAAAAUGGAUUGAAUUUGUCUGGAUACAACAAAAUAAUGUUAUUAAAUCUAAUGAACGCAUUCGCUCUAAGAAGUCCAUUUUAUCAGAAUUUAGAACUUCUAUGGCUCAACUUUUUAGUGUUUUUUUAUUUUACGUGUUUAUACUAUUUAGACCGAACACCCUUGCCCUUUGUUAUUACAAAGAAACAUUCAAAAACUAA
Arachis ipaensis is the source of this 689-nucleotide messenger RNA. The record is from RefSeq and is a predicted model, not a curated record. Lineage: Eukaryota; Viridiplantae; Streptophyta; Magnoliopsida; Fabales; Fabaceae.